Hemibagrus wyckioides is the source of this 2253-nucleotide messenger RNA. RefSeq lists its product as uncharacterized. The coding region runs from base 20 to 967 and encodes 315 amino acids. The record is from RefSeq and is a predicted model, not a curated record. Lineage: Eukaryota; Metazoa; Chordata; Actinopteri; Siluriformes; Bagridae. The transcript has 11 exons.
UAUCAGCCCUGUUCUGUCGAUGCUGCUGUUUAUAGCAUUUGUGCAUUCAGCAGCUCUGAAAGGACAGAAUGAAGACUUUCUAAAUUUUUUAAAUGAAGCCUUUAAUAGUUACAGCCCUGAGCCAGCAGUGGUAACUGUCUCAGGUCCAUCAAAUGCUGUUGGUGUUCCAGACCCUAUAGGAGUGUGCUCGACUUCCACUCCAGUGGAUAACCCUACAGAAUUAUUCAAUGCGACUCCAGAGUCUGAUUCAGUGGAAUAUCCAGACACUGCUGAUGAAAAAUCUAAAGAGAACAGCAAAUCUGCUGAUCAAACAGAUGAUUAUGACCACCACAGUUCAAAGAAAAGAAACAAACUACCUGAAACCUUAGGAUUAGACAAUGAUUCUGCUGACAGUAAAAGUGCAGAAAGGACAUACAUGGACAAGCAUGUUAAGACGGAGACUGAGAAGCAACCCAGCAAAACACGCGAGAACAGUGGCAGCCAGGAGAUGUAUGGACCUUGGGAUUCUGUGACAGACCAAAAGAGGAAGAGGAGAAUUGACACUGAGAGAGGAAGGGAGGAACAGAGAUUGUCUCAAAUCACUGAGACUGAGGCCACUAUAAUGGACGUACCUGAUCAACCCCAGGCUAAAGAGAGAAACAGAAAUGUCUAUCUAUCUUCUAAAGACUCUAUCCCCCUGAGUGAUAGCCAGAAUAUUAUUGAUCAGAGUCAGGAGUGUGUGGAGGUGUCCAGCUGGAUGAUGGGAUAUCCAGAUGGGGAAAACACUAGUGUAGGUGGUGCAGGUGUAGAGCCACAGAGUAAAGAGGGAGUCGCAAAGUAUGAGCACCAGCCAAGGAAAUUGUGUGAUGCUAGAAAGAGACUGAGGACACCAAGAGCUCAGAGAGAGCAGCUGGAAACAGAAAGAGUGAAUAGUGAGCUUCUGGACCGAGAUAACAGCAAUGAGAGUAUUCCUGCUCAAACCCUGUGAGCAUUUUCAUUUUAUAACUCUGUUUUAUUUUUAUCUUGUUAUGAUCCUUGUUAAAAAGUGUCCAAACCUUUCUUCCUAUGAUUGCUUUGUGUCUUAUUCUUGCAUCUAUCCCUGACAGCUCUCUCUGCAGAUAUAACACCAAGUUUCUCUGAAUACCUAACCCCUUGCUAACUUCUUAGUCAGACAGCCCUCAUGGUGGCUGCCUGAUCAUGACUUUUUGAUCAUCAGAUUUUGUCUAUGGGUCAUCCAACAAGCAAAGCGGCAUCACGCAGACCUUCCAGGUACAGCUGGCUCGUCCAUGUCUGCUUGGGGCCAUAAAUUACAUAGCUCGGCACGUCUGUUGCAGGAUUCAUGUGCUCUAAUGGACCUCAGAGAGUCUUUCGCCAUCUCGUAAUCAUGACAGAGAUGUCAACGUGUUAGAGAAGAUUUACAGCUGAUUCUCACUCGUGGAGAUUGUGAAAUGUGCUCUCUACUUGCAGCUGUGCUGCGUGAUUAUCAUUCCGAUCACGCUGAUGCUGCAGGGUAAAAGAGGAAACUCAUGUAGGGAGACUGGACUAUAUGACGUAAUCAAAAUAACACUCCAGAGAAAAAAAUAUAUAACUCACUAUUAAAAGCACACGAAUAAAUACAUACAUGCAUACAUUCCCUGCAAGCCUGUUAUUUUAUUAUAAUGGACCAAUUCAGAACACCACGUCUUUAGUAUUAGUUGCUUGUUACUAUAGUGCUGAAGAGUUAGAUCUUGCAAGUCAAAGACAUGGUUCAAAUAUUCCGGAAACAUGAACAUUUCAAAGGUUAUAAAGUCUUUGUUGGUCCCCUGAAUAUCUGAUUAAAUAUUCAUCUGAUGUCUAUUUUUGUUAAGCCAGAGAGAACUAAAUGGGUGAUCUUUGCUAAAUAAUGUGUUGCCACUUGCAGAAAAACAUGUUGGACAUCACUGUAGCUGAAUUCAGGUCCACAGACAAUUUUUUUUUUAUGCCUGUAGAAAAGUUUGACUACUCUAUUUUUUAUAAAUGCUUUUGUUUACUAGCUAACAUGCACAAUGCCUAUGUUGUUGUUUUUACAGAGAUAAUAAUGUUAUGAUGAUGUUAUAAUGAUGAAGGAAUCAGCUCUAAUGUUUAAAGAUUUUUUAAUUGCUAAUGACAAAGGGUUUACCCUUUAAAAACAUGCGAUGUGUGUAUAUAUAUAUAUAUACAUGUAAUAACACAAGAUUGAAGAUAGAAGAUACAAACCUAGGGUGCUAGAAAUAUUGAUUCUGAUUGACUUGGCUGUUUUUUUUUUGGGAAACCAAU